Molecule: messenger RNA, 948 nt
Organism: Mauremys mutica (yellowpond turtle)
Lineage: Eukaryota; Metazoa; Chordata; Testudines; Geoemydidae
Product: olfactory receptor 52R1-like
Exons: 1
Coding region: 1-948 (315 amino acids)
Biological process (GO): G protein-coupled receptor signaling pathway
Cellular component (GO): membrane
Molecular function (GO): G protein-coupled receptor activity; olfactory receptor activity
Source: RefSeq, a predicted model, not a curated record
AUGUCAGAUUCCAACACAACCGACGUCACCAACCCAUCCACCUUCAUCCUCUUGGGUUUUCCUGGCCUGGAGGCAGCCCAUGUCUGGAUCUCCAUCCCUUUCUGCACCAUGUACGCCAUAGCCAUCUUGGGGAACUUCACCAUCCUGUUCAUCGUGAAGAGGGAGCCGAGCCUUCAUGGGCCCAUGUACUAUUUCCUCUGCAUGCUGGCCAUCACCGACCUGGUCCUGUCUACGUCUAUCCUGCCCAAAACACUGAGCAUCUUCUGGUUCAAUUCCACUGAGAUCGAUUUCAGUGCCUGCCUCACCCAGAUGUACUUCAUUCACUGCUUCUCAGCGAUGGAGUCUGGAAUCCUCGUGGCCAUGGCUUUGGAUCGCUAUGUGGCCAUCUGCCAUCCCCUGAGACAUUCCACCAUCCUGACAAACUCUGUGCUGGCCAAGAUCGGCCUGGCUGUGGUGCUGCGCAGUGGUUUGCUCACACUGCCCUAUCCCUUUCUAGCGAGAAGUUGGCCAUAUUGUACAACUAACAUUAUCCCACAAUCAUACUGUGAGCACAUAGCCGUGGUGAAGCUGGCCUGCGCCGACAUCCGUGUCAGUAGUUACUAUGGCCUCUUUGUGGUAUUCUCUGUGAUUGGACUGGAUGUGAUUUUUAUUGUUGUGUCCUAUACCCAGAUCCUCUGGGCCAUUUUGCACCUCCCCACAAAGGACGCCCGGCUAAAGACAUUUGGGACCUGUGGCUCCCACCUCUGUGUCAUUUCAGCCUUUUACAUCCCAGCUCUAUUCUCCUUUCUCACACACCGGUUUGGCCACAAUGUGCCCCUGCAUUUCCACGUUCUCAUGGCCAACAUGUACCUCCUGGUGCCCCCCAUGUUAAACCCCAUUAUCUACGGGGUAAGGACCAAAGGGAUCCGGGACAGGGUGCUCCAGCUCUUUACUCAUAAAGGGACCUGA